Molecule: messenger RNA, 2415 nt
Organism: Kockovaella imperatae
Lineage: Eukaryota; Fungi; Basidiomycota; Tremellomycetes; Tremellales; Cuniculitremaceae
Exons: 8
Coding region: 225-2132 (635 amino acids)
Biological process (GO): actin filament bundle assembly; actin cortical patch localization
Cellular component (GO): actin cortical patch
Molecular function (GO): phosphatidylinositol binding; actin filament binding
Source: RefSeq, a predicted model, not a curated record
ACACUCGUCACAGUUCUGUCAAGUCACUCUAGGCACUGCUUGCGUAGUCAGCGUGUCCUCGGUCUAGCAGGCAGCCUAUUCCAGACCGCGCAUCCCAUCCCACACCGCUCCUUUUGAAAAAUUGCGCGCUGAGCCUCAGCAGCUAGUUCCACCAUACACUUAUACCUACAUCUUGGCGUCGAGGAGCUCAUCUGGAGAUCGACAUCCAUCAGGCGUCGAGCAGCAUGGGCUUCAAUUCUCCAAUCCCAGUGAGAUUACAAGACGAGACGAGAAAGGCGGCAAAGAUAUUGAGAAGCUUCACAAGUGGGAAAGAUGUGGAUCUUGACAAGAUCAUUCCCAGAGGUAUCCUUGAACGAGCGGCUGGAUUCGCCAUCUUCACCGUGGUCAAGGCUGGGUUUGUCAUUUCGGCGAGAGCGGGAUCAGGGAUCGUGAUUGCCAGGACGAGCGAUGGAGGUUGGUCACCGCCAAGUGCUAUCGGUCUGGGAGGAUUUGGGUUUGGAGGACAGCUAGGUGCAGAAGUCACCGAUUUUCUCAUCAUCCUUAAUAACCGAGCAGCCGUCACUACUUUUAUGUCUGCUGGAUCUCUCACCCUCGGCGGCAAUCUUUCCGUCGCUGUCGGUCCGCUAGGUCGAAACGCCGAAGGAUCAGGCGCCGUGAACUCGAAGGGCAACAUGGCCGCCAUGUACUCUUACUCCAAGACCAAGGGUCUAUUUGGAGGUGUAUCCGUCGAAGGAUCUGUGAUCGUAGAACGCCAAGAUGCCAAUCGACUGGCAUACGGUGGCAACGUCAGCGUCACUCAAAUUCUGACCGGUCAAUUCGAUGCUCCACCAUGGGCAAAUGUCUUGAUGGAAGAGAUCGGCAGAGUCACAGGUCACAGACAAGGCAAACGAGGGGAGUUUGAUGAUCUGAGGAACCCAGCUUCCAGAUCAAAGUGGGAAGACGAGGAGGAUGACGAUGAUGAUGAGCCUUGGUCGACACCGCCAAAAGUUGUCGCGAAUCGGGACCGUAGUGGGAGCAACGCCAGUGGAUACGCCUUUGGAGAUGGGAGAGGUGGUCUGGGGAAUACACCCUCCACUCCGCCUAAUCGCAGUCGAGCGAGUUCAAUCCUUCGGAAGAAUCCUGACCCUGGUCCUGGUUCCCUUAAUGGAUACGAACCGAACGACCGUUCGAGCCCGCGACCUGGUCUGGCGAAACGAGCCAGCUCGUUGAUCGGUUUUGGAAGCGGAUCAAAUUCCCCGAAGCGUCAGGGUCUGCCACCAUCGAGCGAGUCUUAUAACGCCGGAUUGACCUGGGACUCGGAUGGACCUGUAGGCUAUGGAGGACGAUCACGGAGCAGCUCCAAUGCAGCCCCGAUAGGUGAGGACGAUGCUGGUGAUUGGGGAAAAGGCACGCUUUCAAGCAACGGAGGAACAACGGCAAGAGGCGACACUACACGCCGGAAUGAUGCUCGGUUCGUCGAAGAGCGCUUGACCAGCUCUUUCGGGGCCCUGAGUGUGGGCAAUGGAAGCAGGAAUGGGACUUCGUCAGGCACUCGAUCUCGAAGUAAUUCGAAGCCGCCUGCAUUCAACAACAUAGCGGAGGAUGAGUAUAUCCCUCACGAGACUGAAUCUCGAUUCGCCAAAUUCGGUUCUCCGCCCGUACCAACCUCCACCAAACCAGGCCGAAAUUCGCGUCCUACAGCUACACAUGUAUCCGAUGGUGGACCAUUCGGCUCCGACAGUAUCGAACGGAGACCAUUUGAUGAUUAUUUCAACAAUGACACUCCGGAACCGGAUCCGUUCAACGGACCUAGUAGUACUCAUCGGACGUCAACGUCCGCGCCCCCUAAACCUAACCUUGGACUGAAAGCUGGUCUAGGCGAGGCGAAUGAUGGGUACGCGAGAGCCGUAGCGCUGUACGAGUUCAAAGCUCAGCAAAGUGGUGAUUUGGGAUUCGUCAAGGGAGAUGUGAUCAUCCUCAAGGACAAGGUUGGGAAUGGAGAGUGGUGGAAAGGUAUCAAGGUGACUUCAGGAGGAGGCAAAGAAGGCAUGUUCCCGAAGAGUUAUGUCGAAGUGGUGGAUCUGCCCAAGGACGUUAGGGGUGGAUUGACCAGAUCGGAGCUUAAAUCGAGGGUCGCCUCGCCUUUCGAGUGAGAGUGAGAGUGGACUGGAAUGGGUGGUUCGUGUGCGCUUUUUUCUGUACCCACUUGUCAUUGUGUAGCGUACGUACCAUUUUUCCUGUUUAUCGUCACUUUUGCGAGAUUGAUUGAUGUCCACAUGUGUCGUGCAUACAACGAACCUACAAGAAAAGAUUAUCUACUCCACUAUUAUUCUUCCUUCACCUGUUUAUCUAGAAUAGGCAGGCUCCCAGAUCGAAACACAGUAAUCCAGCACAUAGGGCAGCUGUAGCCCCAUCGGUAAAUCAGCUCAACAGAUU